Molecule: messenger RNA, 2796 nt
Organism: Daphnia carinata
Lineage: Eukaryota; Metazoa; Arthropoda; Branchiopoda; Diplostraca; Daphniidae
Product: squamous cell carcinoma antigen recognized by T-cells 3-like
Exons: 11
Coding region: 196-2787 (863 amino acids)
Biological process (GO): RNA processing
Molecular function (GO): protein binding; RNA binding
Source: RefSeq, a predicted model, not a curated record
GGUCGUCUUCUGUUCUCAAGCUUCCUUUGCUUACCGCUAGAUUGAUGCGUGAGUUACGAAUAUCGAUGUUUUAUACUGUUCUACUGCUCUUCGUUGUUUUGUAGCCUUUGAAAUCCGUUUGCCGGUUAAACGAUAAACAUUCUUCCCAGAGUUCCCGAGAUACGGCAGAGUUUUUUUUAAACUUAGUUUUCACAAAUGGAGAUUCAGCAGGAUCUCAAAGAUAACUGCGAUAACGAGAAAAUAGGUUUUGAAGACAAUGAUAGCAAUGCAGAAGGAUCAGAAAGUUCUGACACUGAUGAUUCAGAAAAAGAAAGGGAAGAACAUUACGCGUUAGAAAGAAGGGUUGUCGAGUUACGGAAGGAGCUUGCAAAAUCUCCAAAUACAUACAACACUCAUGUAGAACUCAUUAGUUGUCUGAGAAAACUUGGAGAACUUGAUCAAUUACAGCAUGCCAGAGAAAAUAUGCAUGCAAUUUAUCCCUUGACAGAAGAACUAUGGCUAGAAUGGCUACGAGAUGAAGCUAAACUCUCAUUAUUGGAUGAAGAUAAAAAAAAAGUUGAAUCACUCUUUCACAGGGCAACAGAGGAUUACUUGAGCAUUGAUAUCUGGGUGGAAUACAUCCAGUUUUGUUUAGCUGGCAUGGAUAUUGGAGGUGCUGAAGCAUUGGAAAAAAUUAGAAAAGUCAUGGAAGAGGCCGUUCGUCAUGGAGGUUUGCACGUCGUAAAGGGAGGUUUACUAUGGGAUUCCUAUCGUGAUUUUGAAAUGGCCAUAUAUCAGUCAACCAAAGGGAAAACCGAAACUGAAAACAUAAAUCAAUCAAAAAAAAUCACCCAUCUCUUCAACCGACAACUCUCAGUACCGUUGCUUGACAUGGAACGAACUUGGAAAGAGUAUAAUGAGUGGCUCGACAUUUUGGAUCAGAAAGUCGAAACGCACGUGAAAGCUUCAUACGAAAAAGCAAAAUCACAACUGGAAAAAAUGUCACCUUUGGAAGACACCCUUCUUAUUGCUGUUGAAAACAAUGACAAAGCUGCCGUUUACCGUACUUAUUUGGAUCUUGAGAUGAAAGAAAUUAAAGAUCCCGCACGCAUUCAAGCACUUUUCGAGCGUGUGGUAGCCGAGUUACCACUGUAUGAUGCCUUCUGGAUGGAUUAUUGCAAGUAUAUCGAUCGUCAAUUUAAAACUGCGGAGACAACUUUUGCAGUUUUUCGAAGAGCAGUUCGCAAUUGUCCAUGGAAUGGUCCCAUAUGGGCUAGUUAUAUUUUUGCUGCCGAACGCUAUGAAAAGGAAGACAGUUUCAUUUCGGGAUUAGUGCAAAAUGCGUUUGCUGCUGGAAUGGCUUCGGCGGCAGAUUUGUUGGCUGUGUGGCUGGGAUUCAUUGAAUAUCUUGUCCGUAAAGGCAAAUGGGAUGACAGUGAACAUACCGUCCAACUGCGAGAAGCUUUCACACGAGCGACUGAACAUUUACACCAGAGUUAUGGCAUCGAAGGUGAUCCUGAAUGCAUAUUGUUGCAAUAUUGGGCGUAUCUUGAAGCGAAAAAACUUAACAACAUGACUAAAGCUCGUGAGCUGUGGGGGCAGAUAAUGAGUCAAGGACAUGGCAAAUCAGCUCAAUGGUGGUUGGCUCGAAUUCAGUUCGAAAGAGCAUAUGCUAGUGAUGCCACUGAAGUCCGAAAACUCUUCAUUAAAAGUAUAAAUGCAGUCACGUCGUUGGAUUGGCCUGAGCUAAUCGUGAAGCAAUGGUUACAAUUUGAACGAGAAGAAGGGGAUCUACAAACGAUGGACAACGCUCAACUCAGAUGUGAUGCGCGAAUGGAGAAAGUAAAGAAAGAAAGGGAAAGUGCAAUUGUUAAGGAUUUGGAUACAGUUAAAGGCCGGAAACGAGGCAAAACCGAAGAAAAUAACGAACCCGUAUCCAUCCCUCCUAAAAAAGCAAAACUCGGGCACAAUAGCACUUCGACUACCAAGUCGGACACGAGAAACGCAACCGAAACUCGCACAAAUGCUUCGCAACCGGCGAAGCCCAUAACAAUUCCUAAACCGAUCACCGAUCCGUGUCGUCAUGCCAACACAGUCUUCUUGAGCAAUCUGGACUUUAAUAUUUCCGAGGAAGAUAUACGUGAAACCAUGAGUUCUUCGGGUACCAUAACUGACAUACGCCUGGUUCGGGAUUAUAAGCAACGUAGCAAGGGAUUUUGUUAUGUUGAAUUCUCUUCAUCAGACGAGGUAAAAGAAGCGUUGAAGCGGGAUCGUGAGCCAUUGAAGGGAAGACCGAUGUUUAUUUCGCCUUCGGAACCUGAUUCAGCAUUGAAGCAUCCUGUUUUCAAAUACCAGUCAACUUUAGAAAAGAAAAAGCUAUUUGUAAAAGGGUUGGCUUCCACUACGACUAAAGAGGACUUAGAAACUCUUUUCUCAAAAUUUGGAAUUGUUAAAGACGUUCGGUUAGCCACCUUUCGGACUGGGGUUUCAAAAGGCAUAGCGUACGUUGAGUUUGAAGACGAAGUUUCGGCUACAAUGGCUAUGAAUAAGACGGAUGGAACUACGUUCCAGGAUAGAGUGUUAACCGUUGCACUGAGUAAUCCGCCCCCGCGUCACGAUAAGAAAACCACAGACAGAGAAGAACUAUCUUUGGGUGGAGGUACAAGAGAAAGAAAAACGCAACUGUCCUUUGUUCCCAACUCCAUUCUCCGCCAGGUGAAGUCUUCGACGAUGCCGCCACCACCGCCACCCCUUGGUUCUCAAAAGAGCAACGCAGAUUUUCGAUCCAUGCUACUCAAUAAAAAAUGACUUAACUAU